UCAAAAUAGAAAUCGAGAUUCAUACCUUAAGACUCCUAAAACGAUUUGAAAUAGACAAAUUGAUGUAAUAUUACUACAAACAAUUGGCGCAGAUAUCAAUGGUGAUUAUCAUAUACAAUACGAUUGAAUGUUCUUGAAAACAAAUAUUUGAAUCGUCCUUUUUAUCUUCAUCCUUCGACUAGGGUUUACUGCGCAGUAGCAUGACCCCUCCACCGGAAACAAAGGAGAAAAUAACGAUACCAGCUCAAAUCAGUGACAGAUCAAAUUCAAAACCCAAACCCAGGAAACCCAAAUCACCGGAUGCACUCAAUUUGCAAACCCUAAUUACCCACAUGGCGCGCAAGUCAUCUUUCCUCAAGAAGGCCCUGAUUUUUGUCCUACUCUUCAUCGUUGCGAUCUAUGUCUUCUUCAACUCUGUCUUCAACUCUUCUCUUCCUUUUAAUAUCCCAGACUUCGACCCAACCCUCACUGUGGUAGAUCGCUCACAGGCUUUCGCGGAAAUCCGACAUGAUUUUUCCGGAAACCAAUCACCCAAAGUGAAAGUCUACAUGUACGAUCUCCCCACCAGGUUCACUUUCGGCAUCAUCCAGCAGCACGCCAUAGCUCGUGGCGCCAGCAAAGACUCCGUUGCUGACUUGUCGACGUUGAAGUACCCGGGUCACCAGCACAUGCAUGAGUGGUACCUGUUCGCGGACCUAAACAGACCCGAAAAAGAGCGGGUCGGGUCUCCUGUGAUAAGAGUCAUGGAUCCUUCGGAGGCUGAUCUGUUUUACGUCCCGGUGUUCUCUUCGCUGAGUCUGAUCGUUAAUGCGGGUCGACCCGCAGGGUCUGGUUACAGCGACGAGGAGAUGCAGGAUAGCCUGGUGGAGUGGUUGGAAAAGCAACAAUGGUGGGGACGGAACAACGGAUGGGACCAUGUGAUCAUUGCCGGCGAUCCCAAUGCAAUGUAUCGGGUCGUGGAUCGGGUAAAAAAUGCUGUGUUGCUCGUGGCGGAUUUUGGGAGAUUGAGACCGGACCAGGGGUCUCUCGUGAAGGAUGUGAUUAUUCCCUACUCACACCGAAUCAGCGCCUACACUGGUGAACUCGGGGUUGAAAAUCGGGACACCCUGUUAUUUUUCAUGGGAAACCGGUAUCGCAAAGAUGGAGGCAAAGUCCGAGAUUUGCUUUUCCAAGUACUUGAAAGUGAAGAGGAUGUUGUUAUAAAACAUGGAACUCAGUCCAGAGAGAACCGCCGUGCUGCUUCUAAAGGAAUGCACACAUCAAAAUUUUGUUUGAAUCCUGCUGGUGAUACUCCAUCAGCUUGCAGACUCUUUGAUUCCAUAGUUAGCUUGUGUGUCCCAGUGAUAGUGAGUGAUAGUAUUGAGUUGCCUUUUGAAGAUGUUAUAGACUACAGGAAGUUUUCAAUAUUUGUGCAUACUGAUGCUGCUCUAGAGCCAGGAUGUUUGGUUAAGAUGCUGAGGAAAGUGUCACCCAAAAGGAUUAUAGAAUAUCAGAAACAAAUGACUGAGGUGAGGCGAUACUACGACUAUACGAAUCCUAAUGGAACAGUGAAUGAAAUCUGGCGCCAAGUCUCCCAGAAGCUGCCUCUUAUCAAACUGAUGAUUAAUCGUGACAAAAGGCUUGUGAAAAGGGAGAUGACUGAACCAGACUGCUCAUGUAUGUGUUCAAAUACAACUGGAAUUGUUAGCUCUUUCUGAUUGCCAAUUUACCUACAUUUUACUACUGAAAGUGAGAAGAGGAAGAUACCUGCAGAAAUUGGAUGAGUUCAUGGUAAAGGAGUGUGAUCUCUUUCCAGUUAAAGGCGAGAAAGGAGACAAGAAUAAUUUAUGCAGAAGUCUAUUUGUUUUGUUUAGUGGGUUGUUUCUAUAUGAUAUGACAUUUAGCAGUAGGUUUUCGUACAUGUAAAUGUUGUUGUAGAGUUUGAUCUGGUAGCACGCCAACGAGUGGGUAGAAGAAAUUAGCUGCUAGUUAAUUGUUUUGUACAUGAUAGACGAUAAAAUCCCAUAAUUACAUUCGAUUCGUUUAUUCAUUAUCAUUAUCUUA
Carica papaya (papaya) is the source of this 2043-nucleotide messenger RNA. It is a transcript of the gene ARAD1, whose product is annotated as Exostosin family protein. Gene Ontology annotation, molecular function: glycosyltransferase activity. The record is from RefSeq and is a predicted model, not a curated record. Lineage: Eukaryota; Viridiplantae; Streptophyta; Magnoliopsida; Brassicales; Caricaceae.